Messenger RNA from Periophthalmus magnuspinnatus, 2626 nucleotides. It is a transcript of the gene sv2ba, whose product is annotated as synaptic vesicle glycoprotein 2Ba. The transcript is spliced from 13 exons. NCBI's taxonomy places the organism in Eukaryota, Metazoa, Chordata, Actinopteri, Gobiiformes, Gobiidae. Gene Ontology annotation, molecular function: transmembrane transporter activity. Gene Ontology annotation, cellular component: membrane. Bases 261 to 2351 code for a protein of 696 amino acids. Gene Ontology annotation, biological process: chemical synaptic transmission; transmembrane transport. The record is from RefSeq and is a predicted model, not a curated record.
ACUGACAUGUAGACUACUCCUACUCGGACAUCAGCUAUUUUAACACACUUUUAUUUAAUCCACAAAUAUUUUUUGUGCAAAGGGAAUGCCAAGUCUGGUACAGCAUGCAUCUCACUGCCUAUCAAGGAAGAUAGGACAGUCCAUAGGCUCUUAAUUCCUACCCUGCACUAAAUUAAACCGAGGGGACGAUUAUGCCAUUAUAGCUGACAACUUCAUCAGUAAACCGCAAGUCACUGCUCCUUUGAGAACUGCCUUGAACCAUGGAAGACCCAUAUCAAAAUAAUGUCAACCAGCAAUACACAGAGGGUGGAGGUGGAGAAUACACCUACACGCAACAAGAAGGGGGUGGCAGCGGCUACCCCUACCAGACAGACUACCCACCUCAAGAGGAGGAUGCAAGGAGCGAUGCCACAGAGGGUGCAGACGACGAUGACCAGAUGUAUGAAGGAGAGUACCAGGGCAUCCCGCACCCUGACGAGAUCAAGGAAGCCAGGAGAGCAGCCAGGAUAGAGGCCCGGAGGAAAGCUCGUUUGGCAGCUCAGCAGGAGGAGGUGGAGGAGGAGAACCUGCCAGAGCAGUACGAGAGCAUCAUGGAGGACUGUGGACAUGGGCGCUUCCAGUGGAUGCUGUUUGUGGUCCUGGGACUAGCUCUGAUGGCAGAUGGGGUGGAUGGCUUUGUGGUGGGCUUUGUCAUGCCCAGUGCUGAGAAGGACAUGUGUAUAUCCAACGCUGACAAAGGGCUGCUAGGUCUCCUGGUGUAUGUGGCCAUGAUGGUUGGAGCACUGGUGUGGGGAGGUCUAUGUGACAAAAUGGGAAGGAGAAAGUGUCUGAUCUAUGUUCUGUCCAUCGACCUGGUCUUCUCUUUCCUCUCAUGUUUUGCUCAGAGCUACGGCUUCUUCCUCUUCUUCAGGUUCUGCUCAGGGUUUGGCAUUGGGGGCUCUAUUCCCAUCGUGUACACCUACUUCACUGAGUUCCUUCAGAUGGACAAGCGAGGAGAACAUCUGAGCUGGCUCUGCAUGUUCUGGAUGCUGGGAGGCUUGUAUGCUUCAUUCAGUGCCUGGGGCAUCAUCCCUCACUAUGGUUGGGGAUUCGCUAUCGGCUCAGAGUUCCAGAUGCACAGUUGGCGUUUGUUCAUCCUGGUGUGUCUGUUCCCUGCUCUGGCUGCUCUGGUCGGAGUGGUAUUCAUGCCAGAGAGCCCCCGGUUCCUCCUGGAGAAUGCUCGGCAUGAUGAGGCAUGGAUGAUUCUGCGCCAGGUUCAUGACACUAACUGGAAAGCAAAGGGAGAGCCUGAGAGAGUCUUCACUGUGACAAACAUCAAGACUCCUCAAACUCAGGAGGAUGAGUUCAUCGAGAUUCAGAGUGACACAGGGACAGCCUUCCAGCGCUGGUCUGUGCGGCACAUGACCAUGUUGCAGCAGGUGAUGGCCAACAUCAUGUCCCUGUCCGCCCCUGAGCUCAGACUGCAGGGCCUCUUCUUGGUUAUCGUGUGGUUUUGUUUGGCUUUCAGCUACCAUGGCCUUGGGGUGUGGUUCCCUGAUAUGAUCAAGUACAUGCAGUAUGAGGAGUACGAGUCCAAAGUGAAGGUCUUUCACAGAGAGCGAGUAGAGCGUUUCCACUUCAACUUCUCUUUAGUUAAUCAACUGCACCGUGAAGGAGAGUACAUUCAUGACAAGUUUGCAAACAUUGAAAUUAAAUCUGUGAAGUUUGAGGACUCUCUGUUUGAGAACUGCUACUUCGAGGACAUCAAGUCAACAAACACUUUCUUUGAAAACUGCACCAUUAAAAACACAGUAUUCUACAACACAGACCUCUGGCAGGAGAAAUUUAAAGACUGUCGAAUGGAGAACACUACUUUUCUCCAUCCAAAGAAAGGCUGUCAUCUCAACUUUCAGGAGGAAAAUGACAUUGUCAUCUAUUUGGUCAGCUUCCUGGGAAGCUUAGCGGUGUUGCCUGGCAACAUCAUAUCAGCCCUGUUCAUGGACAAGAUAGGAAGGAUUCGAAUAAUAGGUGGUUCUAUGCUGGCGUCUUCAGCUUGCACCUUCCUCCUGCUGCUCAGCUUCAGUCAGGGUGCUGUAAUAUGUUGGCAGUGUCUGUUCUACGGAGCCAGUGUGGCAGCAUGGAAUGGAUUAGAGGUCAUUUCUGUAGAGCUGUACCCCUCUGCAAAAAGAGGGACAGCUUUUGGUAUUCUGAAUGGCAUCUGUAAGUUUGCAGCCAUUAUAGCCAGCUUCAUCUUUGCAGCAUUCAUCGGUGUCACUAAGAUUAUUCCCAUCCUCAUGGCCUUCUCUGCUCUCGUCUGUGGUGGUCUGUUGGCUCUGAAGCUGCCUGAAACCAGGGAGAAAAUCCUCUCUUAGAAUACUCAUGAAAAGCCAACUGGUGCAGUGUCUAGGCCCAAAACACUCUACCCUACUAUAUUUAGUAGGAGAGUAUUGAAGGUGAAAAGAAAGAUAUAUUUUUGAAUUUGUCAAAGCCUGUCUGGUUGCCUACAUGGACCUGUGGAUGCUUUCUGUUUCGCUAUGAGCUCCUCAGGCUGACUUUCUUUUGCUCCCAAAACUUACUGUACAUAAAAUAACAUGGUGUUAGUCUGUCCCAUACACUAGUUUUUUGUUGCUAUGUGAAUGGAGCUCAA